Molecule: messenger RNA, 2329 nt
Organism: Vombatus ursinus (common wombat)
Lineage: Eukaryota; Metazoa; Chordata; Mammalia; Diprotodontia; Vombatidae
Gene: LFNG
Product: LFNG O-fucosylpeptide 3-beta-N-acetylglucosaminyltransferase
Exons: 8
Coding region: 278-1477 (399 amino acids)
Biological process (GO): pattern specification process; regulation of Notch signaling pathway
Cellular component (GO): Golgi membrane
Molecular function (GO): O-fucosylpeptide 3-beta-N-acetylglucosaminyltransferase activity
Source: RefSeq, a predicted model, not a curated record
UGCUAGCGGCUAAAAGCUGCUGCAGACAAGCCGGAGGGUCAGAGACAGCUAGGGCUAGGGGCUGGCUGGGGAAGCCAAGGUAGGGAUCCUAGAGCUGGAGGACAGGCGUUCCACGGUAGUUCCUGAGAGGUUCCCUGCGUUGCCAUCGCCUCAUCCCCUCCUUCUGCUCCCUCUGCCAAGCUACAGGGGUGACUGGGAACUGGAUCUCCUUCGGGGAGCCCCUCCAGUUGUGUGCGCAUAUCGAGCCAGCUGUGCAUUGAGCCGAGGCGGCUGGAAGAUGCUCAAGGGCUGCGGCCGCCGCUUGCUCCUGUCCUUGGUCGGAGCCCUGCUCGCCUGCCUCUUGGUGUUGACGGUGGAUCAGAGGCAGCAGCUGCGGCAGCGGUUGCCGCCGCCGCCGGAGGAGGAGCUCCCGGGGGGCGAAAUAGGACGUCGAGUCCUGCAGAGCCUGGCUGGUCCCGGCGAACCCCAGGGACAGGGACCACCGCCCCCGCCGCAGCCCCAGGAGGAGCCUGCCGCCUCACUGGCGGGGGCGCCUGGCCCCUCCGGCGAUGUCCGCAGCUUCUCGGAGUAUUUCGGUCAGCUGAGCCGAGCUAGGAGGGACGUGGGUCUCCUGCCCGGGGCAGCCCCGGCGCGCGAGAGCGUCCCCAGGCCCCAGAUGGAGAAGCUCUUCCCUAGAGACGUCUUCAUCGCAGUCAAGACCACCAAGAAGUUCCACAGAUCCCGACUGGACCUGCUGAUGGACACCUGGAUCUCCAGGAAUAAAGAAAUGACUUUCAUCUUCACAGAUGGGGAGGAUGAAGUGCUGAAACAACACACAGGCAAUGUCAUCAAUACCAACUGUUCUGCAGCCCACAGCCGCCAGGCCUUAUCCUGCAAGAUGGCUGUGGAAUAUGACAAGUUCAUUGAGUCAGGAAGGAAGUGGUUCUGCCAUGUGGAUGAUGACAAUUAUGUUAAUGUUCCGACACUCAUCAAGCUGCUGUCCAGCUACCCUCACACUCAAGAUGUCUACAUCGGCAAGCCCAGUUUGGACCGGCCCAUCCAGGCCACAGAGAGGAUCAGUGAGAACAAGAUGCGUCCUGUUCACUUCUGGUUUGCAACUGGUGGGGCUGGUUUCUGCAUCAGCCGUGGUCUGGCCUUGAAGAUGAGUCCCUGGGCAAGUGGGGGCCACUUCAUGAACACAGCAGAGAAGAUCCGACUGCCUGAUGAUUGUACCAUUGGCUACAUCAUUGAAUCUGUGUUGGGUGUGAGACUCAUUCGAAGCAACCUAUUCCAUUCGCACCUGGAGAAUCUUCAACAGGUGCCCAAGUCAGAGCUCCAUAAACAGGUGACACUGAGCUAUGGAAUGUUUGAAAACAAGAGGAAUUCCAUCCAUAUGAAAGGUGCAUUCUCUGUGGAGGCUGAUCCAUCCAGGUUCCGCUCUAUCCACUGCUUGCUGUAUCCGGACACUCCGUGGUGUCCUCGUAACGUGGUUUACUAGGAGACUUCACGUCUGUCCUUUAACCCUCGUCCCUGAGUUACCCUGGUAUCCAAAGGGCUCAUGGGACCUGUGUCGUGUUCUUGUCCUUGCUGUGCCCAUCAUGCACAGUAUGUGGGUGUGUGUGUUUGUGUAAUAGGCUGCUGUGUGGCCCAUGGUUACUGAGCUGGGGUGGGGAAGGAGGCAGGGAGACAAGGGCUGUCUCUCUGGACCCUGCCUCCACCACUGUCUUCUCAUCUUGGAGGAGGAGGAGACCCUAAAGCCUGGGAGAAAACAAAGAAGAAUUAGGCAGAGAAGGUGUCACCGUUGCUGAACCUGAUGUGCUUCCCAAUGGCAGUGCUAGAAGUUGUCCCGAGAUGGUCCUGGAGCUGUAUUGCCUGUCUCCUGUAUCAGCUGCUUUCUCUCCAACAGGACCGAUUUUUCUCUGGCGCUGCUGUCUUUAAGUCACUGCUGGGUGACUUUCCUAACCCUUGACCCACCAUUGCUACAACUAUCUGAAUCAUCUCUUCUUUUGGUGUUAUAUUCCAGGCUCCAGAUCCUAUCCAGAUGAAGGUUUUUGUUUGUAAGAGGUCAAUUGGGGUGGGAGGGAGGAAGAGGGGAGAGCAGGGCGAUUGAAAAGAUUUCUAAACGUCUAUCCUGAUUUGAGAGGAUGGGGUGCAUUGCUAGGUGUUGCUGCAAGUGAUGCGAGAAACAGAUCCCUUUUACCUGAGAUCCUUAAUCUCCUGGGAAGUGGCAUGUUCUGGAAUAGAGGAGAGAAAAAGAAAGAGAAAGUGUGAGUGUGUGUGCAUGUGCGCAUGUGAGAGCUGUGGCUGCCUCUCAGGACCCCAAGUUUACUGAAGGGAGACAAGGCCUAGA